CUUGCGCAUGCGCACCUCUUAAUCUGUCAGACAGCAGCAGCCAGUAAACAUGGCUGGUGUUGGUUUCCGACGGUGGGCCCAAGCUCUCUGUAAAGCGAAAGGAUCUGGAAUUCCAGCCCUUCUGUCGGGAUGUAGAGCGGCCUCUGGUGUGUCAAAGGAUUCUCUGCCUGGUCCGUACCCGAACACCCCAGAGGAGAGGGCUGCAGCUGCAAAGAAGUACAACUUGACGGUUAAUGACUAUGAACCAUAUCCUGACAAAGGAGAAGGGUAUGGUGACUAUCCAAAGCUACCGGAUAGAUCUCAGUGUGAGAGAGACCCCUGGUACCAGUGGGACCACCCUGACCUGAGGAGGAACUGGGGAGAGCCGAUGCACUGGGAUUUUGACAUGUACAUCAGGAACCGUGUGGAUACAUCUCCCACUCCUGUGUCCUGGUCCAAAAUGUGCAAAUACCUGUUUGGUUAUAUCGGGUUCAUGCUGUUUAUGUUCUACCUGGGGGAGAAAUUCCCAGCCUACCAACCUGUUGCACCUAAACAGUAUCCCUAUAACAACCUGUACUUGGAGAAAGGAGGAGAUCCAGACAAACAACCAGAGGAAGUCAAACAUUAUGAGAUCUAAUGGUUAAAUCUGAUUCUACCCAUGUGUGUGUAUAUAUAUAUUUCUGUCAAGAAUAAAGACAUAUGUUAACAGUUCAAA
This is a messenger RNA of Lates calcarifer (barramundi perch), 694 nucleotides long. It is a transcript of the gene ndufb8, whose product is annotated as NADH:ubiquinone oxidoreductase subunit B8. Gene Ontology annotation, biological process: mitochondrial electron transport, NADH to ubiquinone. The record is from RefSeq and is a predicted model, not a curated record. Bases 50 to 616 code for a protein of 188 amino acids. Gene Ontology annotation, cellular component: mitochondrion. NCBI's taxonomy places the organism in Eukaryota, Metazoa, Chordata, Actinopteri, Centropomidae. The transcript is spliced from 5 exons.